Molecule: messenger RNA, 523 nt
Organism: Canis lupus familiaris (dog)
Lineage: Eukaryota; Metazoa; Chordata; Mammalia; Carnivora; Canidae
Gene: BAD
Product: BCL2 associated agonist of cell death
Exons: 3
Coding region: 6-509 (167 amino acids)
Biological process (GO): apoptotic process
Source: RefSeq, marked provisional
AGAGCAUGUUCCAGAUCCCAGAGUUUGAGCCCAGUGAGCAGGAAGACUCCAGCCCUGCAAAUAGGGGCUUGGGCCCCAGCCCCACAGGGGACCGGCCCCCAAGCCCUGGCAAGCACCAGCAGACGGCCCCAGGCCUCCUAGGGGAAGCUGGUCACCAGCAGGGGCAGCCAGCCAGCCGCAAACACCAUGGAGGCGCUGGGGCUGAGACCCGGAGUCGCCACAGCUCGUUCCCCGCGGGGACCGACGAGGAUGAAGGAAUGGAGGAAGAAGAGCUCAGCCCUUUCCGGGGGCGCUCGAGCUCAGCGCCCCCCAACCUCUGCGCGGCACGGCGCUACGGCCGCGAGCUCCGCAGGAUGAGCGACGAGUUCCAGGGCUCCUUCAAGGGACUUCCUCGCCCGAAGAGCGCGGGGACAGCGACGCAGAUGCGACAAAGCCCCAGCUGGACGCGCGUCAUCCAGUCCUGGUGGGAUCGGAACUUGGGGAGAGGAGGCUCCGCCCCGUCCCAGUGACCCGUCCCGCGUCC